Molecule: messenger RNA, 2178 nt
Organism: Nymphaea colorata (pocket water lily)
Lineage: Eukaryota; Viridiplantae; Streptophyta; Magnoliopsida; Nymphaeales; Nymphaeaceae
Product: myosin-binding protein 7-like
Exons: 2
Coding region: 225-1646 (473 amino acids)
Source: RefSeq, a predicted model, not a curated record
GCCGGACUUCUCACUCGCUCAUCGCUAUCUAGGCAGGGAGGAGGACGAGCAGACGCGAUUUGACGUUUUCUUUUAAGUUUGGCGGGAACCGCGCGAAGAGACCAGUGCUCCGUCCGUUCUCCCCGGUUUUCUGGAACAGGCCAUUAUAGCUGAAUGGAGAGGGUGGAAAUUUUGAGGUUGGGGAUAUAAAAGCAUCAUAUACACAAUCUGUUCUAAGGAACAAUAUGGAAUCUCCUUCCGACUCCAAUGAAUGCUGUAGUUCUAGCCCAAAUGGCAGCGGUAAAUGGAGCCGCUCCAUGAAGAGGAAGGCUGAACAGGAUGAGGAACUCGCCGGUCACAGAGUGGAUGCGGUUGAUGAUUCGGACUGCUUUUCAGUUGCUAGGAUUGAAAUUGAGAAUGAGUGCAUGGUUUUGAGAGAGACGGUUAACAGCCAGCAGCAACAAAUUCAGGAGCUUUGCAUGGAGUUGGACGAAGAAAGAAAUGCAUCUUCUACUGCUGCAAAUGAGGCCAUGUCUCUGAUCUUGCGCCUGCAGAAUGAAAAGGCUGAGGUCCAGAUGGAAGCUGUGCAGUUUAAGCGGUUUGCGGAAGAGAAAAUGGCCCAUGAUGAGCAGGAGCUGCUGUGUUUGGAAGAUUUGUUACAUAAGAAAAAUCAGCUCAUAGAGUCGCUAAAUUCUGAGAUACAAGCUUACAGGAACAGAUUGAUGAGCUAUGAUUCGGAUCAGUUCGAUUUCGGGGAUGCUAAGGAAGGUUCUUUCACAAGCGGGCAAAACGGAAAUAGGAGAGAUCGGGAGAAGCAGGAAAACGCAGAUUUUCAUGAACCAGAAGAAUCAAAUAGGUCCGUGUAUUCAGAGGAUACUCCAGUCCGUGGGCUGAAGUUCAACUCCUUUGCAUACCCACCAUUGAAAUGCAGCUUGAGCGGGACUGAAGAUUUUUCAGAUGAUGACGAUCCAUUGGACUUCGUGAACUAUGUUUCGGGCGUACCUCAUCGUGACAGAGGUCAAGUUGAGAAUUUUGCAGACAGUAAAGGAUUAAACACACCAAAAGGUUCGAAACAUUCUAGGCAUUUGUCUGCAGAUAGCACUAGCGCCUGCUCUGUUGUAGUGAAGGAAGGAAACCAAGAAUGUGUUGCAGAAAACACAGAAAACGAAGAAUAUGUUGCAGAAAACAUGUUCACAUCUGGCCCAAGUGAGAACCCAAAAAGGCUGAAAGAGUUUUCUACUCUUGAAGAUUAUUGCUGUUCUACAAAUUGGGGCAAUUCUGCUGACGAUGCUGCUGAUGAUGCUAGUGACGUAAUAGAUGCUGUUGACUCCACACAUGGUGCGGGUGAUUCCAGGAAGAAAUCAGAUGAAAAUGAAGGUUCGGAGGCGGAACAAUCUCCAUACGACAGCAAGGUUGAGAGUCCUACUUAUUAUACAACUGAUGCGAACUUUUUCAAUCUUCGACAGGACGAUGGCCCUUUUGAUUGUAAAGUUCAGCAUGGGAAACCUGAUAAGAAGUCUGGUAUACCAAGAGAUUCGUUAAAACGGACCAACAUGGGAGGCAGAGAUAUUGCUAAGAAGCUAUACUCAAGUCUUCAGUCCCUCGAGGCAGACAUGGAAUCGAUGAGGGAAAUAAUCAUGUCCAUGCAGGCAGACGAUUGCAUCUGAUAGCUAGCCAGAUACUUCUUGUUGCCCAACUUUUUCGAAGACACUCUGUUAGUGGCAUCAAUUCAGACAGGCAUAUAGCUUUAUUUUUGUGACCCUCUCAUUUGCUGGGCCUGUCAUUUUCAUCUUUGACAUGAUAUGCGCUUCUUGUGACAGUAUUAAGAACUCUUGGCCUCAGUCUUCCAACUUGUAGAUAACAGCAGUAUCUAUAUCCGUCUGGUGAAGACAGACAAAUUUGUAGUUUGGCUAUUGAUUUCUGAUUAAGAUGUGCAAAAUAAAUCAAUUCAUACUGAUUCAGUUCAACAAAUAUAAACUAGCUUUUCUUGUAUGAACUGACUCUUUAUAUUCUUCGGAAAAGAAUUGAUCAUCUCUGUUAAGGACAUUGGAAGCAUUGGUAAAUAAUAGAUCGAUUCUCCUGUAUUGAUAGGGACUUCAUUAAAGAGUUGUGAGGAGUUCGAGGAAGAAAGAGAUCACGAUCUACCAAUUUGUUACAGUCAGUAUAUUUUGCCGUAUUUCGUUUCCAUUUAUGUAUUUU